Messenger RNA from Anopheles bellator, 1646 nucleotides. RefSeq lists its product as uncharacterized. The coding region runs from base 265 to 1200 and encodes 311 amino acids. Lineage: Eukaryota; Metazoa; Arthropoda; Insecta; Diptera; Culicidae. The transcript is spliced from 5 exons. The record is from RefSeq and is a predicted model, not a curated record.
CGCUUGGCCGCUAGCGGACGCGCGAUCCACAGGUCCCUCAACACCAGUGUUCCAGUGCGUUGCAUCCGGUGUGCGAGCGCGGCCCGACCGAUUCGUGUUGGUGUGGUGCGGUGCUCAAGGCAAAGUUCGCGCGCCCUAACCCCUACCCCCAAUUAGCACCGUCCGUCCGGUCCGGUUUGCGGUCUGCUCCCGCCGAUCCCGUCCCCGAUCGAUCGAACCGAGAGUGGAGGAGGCGCUGCGGGGAGGACAUCGAACGAUCGCGCGAUGGCAGCGCACCGAACGCUCGUAUGGCUGUUACUCGGCUUCCUGGUCCACCGCACGGCGUUACUUGCCAGCGCACAGUCCUUCGGACCGUUGAUACGCAUUCGCGCCCCGUCUACUCCUGCGAAAACGUUCCAAGAGGAUCUGAAUCACAACAUACAGAGCAUCUACGAUCCCCACUACCGUGCACCACCCACGGUCAGCGAACGGAACACGUCGGAACCGACGCCGGACGAGCUGGUUACGCGCGUGGGGGCUCGGGUCAAACAACCGGUCGGGAGCACCGAAGUGUCGCCCGGUAGCAGCAUCCUGUUUGUGCACAAACUGGAGAAUGGUUCGUUGGUAUCGCAGUUCGGAAGCACCACGCCGGCCCGCCAGCAGCCGCCAGCUGCCGGUUCCAGUUCCAGUCCGGCCGAGAAUCAAGCCUUUGUCGCACCGCCAACCAGCAGCGAACCGGUCAUCCAGGUGCUGCGAGUGGCUAUCGAUGGGAACGACACCCACGAGGUUAAAUUCGACAAGGAGUCUUACCCCCACGACUAUCCCUUCGGGCGGAUCCAGGACAUCUUGAAGCAGAAGCGCGAAAUCUACCGUGACGUAUUCCAGGAACAACUGGUGGUGAACUCGCUGGUCACGCGCCUUGACAGCCCGACCGAUCAGUUCCUGUGCAGCUCCAGCCGCGCCAACGAGUACCCGACGCACCACCACAGUGGCCAGUAUAUAGUCAACGUGCGGGGCUUCUACCAAAGCGUCACCUUCGAACACUGCGACAAUAUCGGGGCGGCCUGCAGCAACGCAAUCACCGAUAGCAACAGCUCCCUAGUGUGCGAACAGGUCUACAGCACCUACGACGUGUACGUGGUACCCAACACGGGGGGCAGUUUCAAACGACUGCCGCUGGAGUUUCCUUCCUGCUGCAAGUGCAAACACAUCCCGAAGUAAAGUGGUGUUCCGCCGCAGCCGUUGCCGCCGUCGCCGCCACCGCCGCCGCCCCCGCCGGCAUUAGUCACUCUCUCGGCGUGUAACUUGCAUCGCCCUCAAAGCUCAAAGACCCUAGACACCUUGACCGAUCGAACGAUCAGAAACCGAGGCGCGAACUGCGAAAACUCUGUCUCUGAUGCACGCGGUGCCUUCUCAUACCUGCCCAACGUGUCCGCGCUGUGCUGAAGAGCUGUCGAAGCCAUCAACUAGCUGUGGUAUUGAAGCAUACAUAGAUACCUAUACUGUAGCGCUUAAGGAAGAUCCGGGAAGAUCCCUCGGAACUUAACUAGCUUUAUUGUAAGUGCUUUUUAUUAUUACUUCAUAGACUCGGGGGAGCUUGUUUGCUGUUGUUUCGUCCGCUCUGCUCCGUCGCGUUGAGGUUAGGAUAAAACCAAAAAUAUAAUGAA